Messenger RNA from Sinocyclocheilus rhinocerous, 3703 nucleotides. Its product is annotated as arf-GAP with SH3 domain, ANK repeat and PH domain-containing protein 1-like. Gene Ontology annotation, cellular component: cytoplasm. Gene Ontology annotation, molecular function: protein binding; GTPase activator activity. Lineage: Eukaryota; Metazoa; Chordata; Actinopteri; Cypriniformes; Cyprinidae. Gene Ontology annotation, biological process: positive regulation of GTPase activity. The transcript has 27 exons. The record is from RefSeq and is a predicted model, not a curated record. The annotation marks the transcript as partial.
UCAGAUCAUAUUCAAAAUGAAGAGACCUGCGCCCAGGCUUUGGAUAAGUUUGGCAGCAACUUCAUCAGUCGGGAUAAUCCAGAUCUGGGCACGGCCUUCGUUAAGUUCUCCACUCUGACUAAAGAGCUCUCCACCCUCCUCAAGAACCUGCUCCAGAAUCUGAGUCAUAAUGUGAUCUUCACACUGGACUCCCUGUUGAAAGGCGACCUGAAAGGCGUGAAGGGGGACCUGAAAAAACCCUUUGACAAGGCCUGGAAGGACUACGAAACCAAGUUUACAAAGAUCGAGAAGGAAAAACGUGAGCAUGCCAAGCAGCAUGGCAUGAUCCGAACAGAGAUCACUGGUGCUGAGAUCGCUGAAGAGAUGGAGAAAGAACGGAGGCUUUUCCAACUACAGAUGUGUGAGUACCUAAUCAAAGUGAAUGAAAUAAAGACCAAAAAAGGGGUAGACCUCCUUCAGAACUUGAUCAAGUAUUACCACGCACAGUGCAACUUUUUCCAAGACGGCUUGAAGACGGCAGAUAAGCUAAAGCAGUACAUUGAGAAAUUAGCUGCUGAUCUUUACAACAUAAAACAAACACAAGAUGAAGAGAAAAAGCAGCUCACAGCACUACGGGAUCUUAUUAAAUCCUCUCUACAGUUGGAACAAAAGGAGUCUAGAAGAGACUCUCAGAGCAAACAGGGUGGCUACAGUAUGCACCAGUUGCAGGGAAACAAAGAGUUUGGCAGUGAGAAGAAAGGCUAUCUGCUGAAGAAGAGUGAUGGGUUGAGGAAGGUGUGGCAGAGGAGGAAGUGUUCAGUUAAAGGAGGAAUUCUUACCAUCUCUCAUGCCACUUCAAACAGGCAGCCUGUCAAACUCAACCUGCUCACAUGUCAGGUCAAGCCCAGCACUGAGGACAGGAAGUGCUUCGAUCUCAUUUCCCAUAACCGCACAUAUCACUUCCAGGCCGAAGAUGAGCAGGAAUUUAUGAUAUGGAUCUCAGUGUUAACUAACAGUAAGGAGGAGGCGCUUAACAUGGCCUUCAGAGGAGAGCAGGGUGGAGGAGAUGAUGGGCUGGAAGAUCUCACUAAAGCCAUAAUAGAUGAUGUGCUGCGCAUGCCCGGAAAUGAAGUGUGCUGUGAUUGUGGGGCUCCAGAUCCCAAAUGGUUGUCGACUAACCUUGGAAUCCUGACUUGCAUCGAAUGCUCAGGCAUUCACCGGGAGAUGGGCGUCCACAUCUCACGCAUCCAGUCUAUUGAGCUAGACAAACUGGGAACCUCUGAACUCUUGCUGGCCAAGAAUGUGGGAAACAGUAGUUUUAAUGAAAUAAUGGAGGGAAAUCUUCCUUGCCCCUCUCCUAAACCCACUCCUGGUAGUGGCAUGACUGUUCGUAAGGAGUUUAUCAAUGCUAAGUAUGUAGAUCAUAAGUUCGCAAGAAAAACCUGCAGCUCAGCAGCAGCCAAGAUGAGUGAGCUAUUUGAAGCCGUCAGGUCACAUGACCUACUAGCUCUCAUCCAGGUGUAUGCUGAGGGGGUAGAGCUUAUGGAACCACUACCUGAAGGAGGACAGGAAGGAGGAGAGACUGCAUUGCACUAUGCCGUGAAGACAGCUGACCACACCUCACUGCACCUGGUCGACUUCCUUGUCCAGAACAGUGGGAAUCUGGAUAAACAGACGGAGAGGGGAAACACAGCCCUUCACUACUGUUGCCUGUAUGAGAAACACGAAUGCCUCAAAUUACUGCUGAGAGGCAAACCAGCUACUGAUAUCACCAAUCAGAAUGGAGAAACAGCUCUGGAUGUGGCCAGGCGGAUGAAGAUCAUCCAGUGUGAGGAAGCGCUGGUACAAGCCGCUGCAGGAAAAUUUAAUCUUAAAGUCCAUGUGGAAUAUGAAUGGAAUCUCAGAUUGGAGGAGCUUGAUGAGAGUGACGAUGAUCUGGAUGACAAACCCAGUCCAAUUAAGAAAGAUCGUUCUCCCCGGCCGCAGAGUUUCUGUCACUCAUACAGUCUGUCUCCUCAUGACAAGCUCUCUCUGCCUAGUUUCACUGGCCAGCGUGAUAAACAGCGCCUGUCAUAUACUGCACACUCCAAUCAGAUGUACAGUGUUUCUACCGACUGUCCGUCCUUUCCAGUCUCAGAUGCCCCACCUCUGCCUCCUAGGAAUGCAGGCAAAGCUCCUUCUCUGGCUUUCCUUGGCUCUCAUUCCCACUAUGCUACUCUGGCUAGCACUCGACCAUACAUCAGAAGUGAUUCAACACCGCCUCCUCUCAACAAGAUGUCUCCUGUAACUAACAGAUUUGAGGGUAUCCCACAACAGCAAAGUCUCAACACCACAAAGACCACACUUGGUCCACGGGUCCUUCCCAAACUACCGCAGAAGGUUGCCCUGCGUAAGAUAGACACCAUCCAUCACCCAUCUAUGGACAAAACCAACCAGCCUCCUGAACCUGUCCUGUUCCAGAAGAUUCUGCAUAGUUCAGACACCCCACAGAAAGUCGCGUUAGCCGAUAGACCUCAACCUGGAGAUAUACCUCCUAAACCACAGCCUUCAGAAUUACCCCCUAAACCAGGAGAACUGCCUCCAAAGCCACAGCUAUCUGACCUUCCCCCUAAACCCCAGUUGGGUGAUCUACCCCCUAAACCUCAGCUGAAAGAUCUCCCGCCCAAGCCUCAACUGACAGACAUCUCCCCACCCAAACCUAUAACCACUGAGGUCCUCCACAAGCCUCCACCUGGAGAUGUGGCUCCCAAGCCCCAACCACCAGAUACUCCAACAAUCAUCCAACCAACUGAACUGUCUCCUCAACCUGUCCAGUCUAGCGAAGACACCAAUGGAAGCCCAGCAUCUGCACAAGAGACGCCUGUACCAUUGCCCAGGAAAAUAAAUCCGAUAAAGAGUAAAAUGCGGAGGGUGAAGACUAUCUACGAUUGUCAGGCAGAUAAUGAUGAUGAGCUCACUUUUGUUGAGGGUGAGGUCAUUGUAGUAACUGGGGAAGAAGAUCAGGAGUGGUGGAUUGGACACAUCGAGGGGCAGCCGGAGAGGAAAGGUGUAUUUCCCAUGUCUUUUGUUCAUAUCUUGUCUGAUUGACACGCAAAUGUCGGUCCUCCACCUCCACCAAUGGGACACACUUGACUUAGCUGCUGAAUCAACAAUGCAAGUUUUAGAAGAUGGAACCACAAUGAAAAACACAUUAUCACCUUUCCGACAUCAGAGACAAGAGUGUAAAUAAAAUGUCUAACUUUACCACUGUUACACAUACCAUUUAUUUCAGCCUACCGCACAGUGGCUAGACUGCACCCACUUAAAACACCAGCACUUUCCCUCCACUAUUACUGAUACUUGUAUCUCUGUAUAUAAGAUUGGACAUAAAUGUGUGUGCGUGUUUGUGUGUUUCACACAAGGAUGAGUGUGAUUUCGUGUAAAUGUAGAAACUUGUGUUGGUCUGAAAAGUAAAUGUGAACUUGUACUCUACCUGCCAGUAAGUUACAGCUGGGGCCAGUUUUGUUCAAAUAAGUUGAAGUAUUAAUGUGGCCAUCAUCUAUAGCAGGGACAGACAGGAGUCGACUUUUCCUAAUGGAAUAACUGGACUCAUAAGUUUGCUGAACAUCAGUUUUCAGUUGUUUUUAACAUCACAUUUCCUAAUACACCACUAAAGCAUGUCCGAGAGUGAAAUAUUUGUGUUUGCUAUUUUCUGUUCUUGCUACUCAGUGUAAAAAUUAUUAAC